CACUAAUCAAUUCUGGUGAAAUCAUUUAAUGUUUUCUCCUCAGUAUUCUAAUCUGUAAAAUGAGGAUAAGAGCAGCUCCUAGGGCUAUUGUGAGGGUCAAAGGAGAUAAUAACUGUAAAGUACUUAUUAUUCUGUCUGGCACAAAGUAAGUGCUCUGGAAAUAUUAGUUAUUAUUAAUUUACAUUUGUUCUUUGGUUUUGGCUGUCUCAGUUUCUGAUUAAGAACAAUUACUCUUCCCUUCCCAUAUCGAUGUCCUGGUUUACCUAAUCCUAGAUGCACAUUAGGAUGAGAUAAUUAUUCAUUCCUUGAAGUUUCCCUUAACUCCUAGUUGGAUUACCUUCACAGUCCUAUUGAUUGUCAUGGUGUGCCAGGCACAGGAUCUUUAAUGCCACUCUUUCCCUUAUACAAUCAGGCAAUAGUGGAGUCCAUGGCUGAGCAGAACCAUACCACUGUGACAGAGUUCAUUCUCAUUGGCUUCACUGACCAUCCCAAGUUGGUGGUUAUUCUCUUCCUGGUUUUUCUCAGUUUCUAUCUCAUCACCCUGAUGGGCAACAUGGGCAUGGUCCUACUGAUCCGCUUGGAUUCCCGUCUCCACACCCCCAUGUACUUCUUCCUGAGCCACCUCUCCCUCCUGGAUGCUUGCUACUCUUCAGUCAUUGUUCCUCAGAUCUUGGUCAUCCUGGUUACUGGCAGGACAAGUAUCUCCUACAAUUCUUGUGCUACUCAGUUCUUCUUUUUCACAGUGUGUGCUGGAACAGAGUGUUUUAUGUUAGCUGUGAUGGCCUAUGACCGUUAUGUUGCUGUUAGCAAUCCUCUUCUAUACUCCUCAGCCAUGACACUGGGCACUCGUUGGGGCUUGGUGGCAGGAGCCUAUGGAGGUGGUGUGUCAGGAGCUAUCCUCCGCACAGCCUGCACAUUCACACUUUCCUUCUGUGGGCCCAACCAGAUCAACUUCUUCUUUUGUGAUCUCCCACCUCUGCUGCAACUUUCAUGCAGUGACACCACCACCAGCCAAAUUCUGAUCAUUUUCUUUGGCAAUUUUGUAAUUUUGGCUAAUGCUCUAGUGAUCCUGAUAUCCUACCUGUUUGUCAUGAGGGCCACCCUAAAUGUCAAGUCAGUUGGAGGCAGAGCCAAGACCUUCUCCACUUGUGCCUCCCACCUCACAGCUGUGAUGCUCUUCUUUGGGACCCUUACAUUUAUGUAUCAGCGUAGCAACUCAGGAAAAUCACUCGAGGAGGACAAGGUGGUGUCUGUCUUCUAUACUGUGGUUAUCCCCAUGUUGAACCCUAUCAUCUAUAGUCUGAGGAACAAGGAGGUGCAUGCUGCCUUCAGAAAGAUCAUCAAUAGAUUCCAGGUCUCCCAGGAGAUGUAAUUCUGGGACAUUCUGUAAUUCUGUAUGUAAUUCUGAGACAUCAUUCAUCUUAAUUGUCUUCUCCUCUAAAUAAUGUAAAUGUAAGCUGGCAUUUAUUAAAAUCUUUUUUCACAGAUGCUAUAUUAGUGUCUUAGAAGGAUUCUAGGGUCUAGAAUUGGGAGGGACCUAACAGAACAUUUAGUCUAGUAUAAUUUGCAUUUAUAAAUAUGUAGGACAAGAACCGUCACCUUAGGGAGAUUAUAGUUUAAUUGGGAAGAAAUUAAGACAAGUAGAUAUGAUGUAGUAAUCUUAGAGGCCAUUGAAGUAGGAGGCAGGAGACAUAAUUGCAACAUUUACUUGCUAUGCCAAUAGGGAAAUGUAUAUGCUCCUCUCUUGGCUUCAGUUUCUUCCUCUACAAAAUUUAAA
Monodelphis domestica (gray short-tailed opossum) is the source of this 1777-nucleotide messenger RNA. RefSeq names its product olfactory receptor 9I1-like. Gene Ontology annotation, biological process: G protein-coupled receptor signaling pathway. Lineage: Eukaryota; Metazoa; Chordata; Mammalia; Didelphimorphia; Didelphidae. Gene Ontology annotation, molecular function: olfactory receptor activity; G protein-coupled receptor activity. The record is from RefSeq and is a predicted model, not a curated record. Gene Ontology annotation, cellular component: membrane.